AUGCCCGGGCCGUCCUGGCCACUAGAGUCGUGCCACUCGGAGCCACCACCGCAGCUGCGCCGCCAGAUCCGCAGGUCCGGGCCGCCCCUGGCCGCCAUAGCCGCGCCGCCAGUAGCCACCGCCGCAGCUGCGCAGCCGGAGCCACCACCGCAGCCGCGCCGAGCACCCCCCGCUGAGCUCCUCCAAGGCCGCCGCACGAGCGCAUCCGCCGGGUUCCUCCUGGGCCGCUGUGCCGAGCCGCGCCGAGCAGCCCUGCUGGGCUCCUCCGUGGCCGCCGGUCCGAGUGCCGGGGCCGGGGUCCUCCGCGGCGUCGAGCGCUUGGGCCGGGGUCGGGGCCGCCGCCGCGCCGAGCGCCGGGCCGGUGUCCUCCGCGGCCGAGCGCAGCCGCCAACUCCUCCGCGGCCGCCGCUCCGAGCACCACCGCCGGCUCCUCCGCAGCCGCCCUACAUCCACCAGGUCGACCUCCAUGCCAUGGGAGAGAGGAGAGAUGGGGAGAAGAUAGAAGAGAUGUGCAGAGGAGAGAUAAGAGAGUGGGGAUGGUUUGCUGCAGAUAAGAAGAGAAAGAGAGGACCACUCUGGCGCCGCGACUUUUCAAUUUUUUUGGGGGCGGUCCUCUCCUUCCAAACAACGUCGUUGUCUUCGGCUUCUUCCAUCGGCAUCGAUGCAUCAUUCCUCAGCUGCCUCUCCGCAGACAUCCCGCCUCGCCUCGUCCACACCCCAGCAACCAACUCCUACGAUGCGCUCCUUCUCUCCUCCGUCCGGAACCUCCGUUACGCGUUGCCAGGCACCGCGAGGCCCGUUGUGAUCGUUGCGGCCACCGAGCCCGCCCAUGUGCAGACCACUAUUCUCUGUGGCCGCCGCCAUAGCGUCCGCAUCCGCACGCGGAGCGGCGGCCACGACUACGAGGGCCUCUCCUACGCCUCCCUCGACCCGCGCCAGCGGUUCGCUGUGCUCGACCUCGCCGAGCUCCGCGCGAUCCACAUCGACACAGCACGAGCCGAGGCCUGGGUCGGGUCAGGCGCCUCCCUCGGCGAACUCUACUACGCCGUCGGCGCUGCCAGCCGCACGUUGGCGUUCCCCGACGGCUCCUGCCCCACCGUUUGCGUCGGCGGCCACCUGAUCGGCGGCGGGUUCGGCUCGCUGGCGCGCAAGUACGGCCUUUCCGCAGACAACGUCCUUGACGCCGUGGUCGUGGACGCCCAGGGGAGGCUACUGAACAGAAGCACCAUGGGGGAGGACCACUUCUGGGCCAUCCGGGGUGGCGGCGGCGAGAGCUUCGGCGUGGUCCUGUCCUGGAAGGUGCGGCUCGUGCGCGUGCCCGAAACCGUAACCGUGUUCGGCAUCCGGCGGUUCAGAAACCAGUCCGCCGUCGGCCUCAUCACCAGAUGGCAAGACAUCGCGCCGGCGCUUCCCUGGGACCUGUACCUCCGCGUCCUCGUGCAGAACCCGCAGGCGGACUUCGUGGCCCUGUUCCUCGGCCGGUGCGGUCGCCUCGCCCGCAUCAUGCAGCGUCGCUUCCCAGAACUUGGGAUGACACGAGCGGACUGCCAGGAGAUAAGCUGGGUCCAAUCCACCAUCUUCAUCGAGUUCUUCACGACCGCCAAACCACUCGAGGUGCUCCUGGACAGGAGCAACAAGCCAGGCUACUACCUCAAGGUGAAGUCCGACCACGUGCAGGAAGCCAUCCCAAGGCACGCGUGGGAGAGCAUAUGGGCCAAGUGGCUAGACGAGCCCGGGACGCCGCCGAUCAUGCUGGAUCCCUACGGCGGCCGGAUGGGCAGCAUCUCGCCGUCGGCGACGCCGUUCCCGCACCGGAACUACCUCUACCAGCUCCAGGUCUACUCGUUCUGGUUCGAGAAUGGGACAGAAGCACUGGAGAAGCGGAUCAGCUGGGUCAGGGGAGUGCACGAGGAGCUGGAGCCGUACGUGUCCAGGAACCCAAGAGCUGUGUAUGUGAACUACAGGGACUUGGACCUGGGGACGAAUGGAUUGGAGAAUAACGUGACCAGCUACGAGAAGGCCAAAGUUUGGGGGGAGAAGUAUUUCAAGGGUAAUUUCAAGAGGUUGGCCGCCGUGAAGAGAAAGGUGGAUCCUGAUGAUUUCUUCAGGAAUGAGCAGAGCAUCCCUCCCCUUCCAGCAGCAGCUAAAGGGUAG
Panicum virgatum (switchgrass) is the source of this 2154-nucleotide messenger RNA. Its product is annotated as berberine bridge enzyme-like Cyn d 4. Bases 1 to 2154 code for a protein of 717 amino acids. Lineage: Eukaryota; Viridiplantae; Streptophyta; Magnoliopsida; Poales; Poaceae. The record is from RefSeq and is a predicted model, not a curated record. The transcript has 2 exons. Gene Ontology annotation, molecular function: oxidoreductase activity; FAD binding.